AUGGGUGAUUCGGAAAACCCCCUCCUCAAUGAAUUCUGGGCCUCGCAGUCAACUCCUCCUGAGCCGGCCCCCAUCGCUGACCAAUGCUUGAAACCGACUCUUAAUGAUUGCACAAGCUUCAAUCGGAACAGAAUUGCCGACUAUGGAAUUCAGACAUUUCAUGAUGCUAAACGUGUUGCUGGAUCUGCAAAGGUAUCAGAGUUGAGCAACAAGAACAGAACAUCCAAUACUCUUAUGAGCUCUGAGCAGGAAAUUGACUGCGCCGGGGCUUCCAUGAAGCUUGUAUCUGGAUUUCUUAAGCAGAAGCAAUUCGAGGAGGACAUUCAAUGCAGUGCUCUUGAGUAUCAAUGGCAAGGCACUUCCACUCAACUCUACACAACCUCCAUGUGCCUUGGCUUUAUACUCUUCUCCAAGCUAAAAGCAAAGUACUGGGGAAAUUGCUUAGUUCCUCCAACUUCUUCAAAAUGUCCACAAAAAAGUAUUCAAACUUUGGCUAUGCAUGAAAAUCAACCACCAAGGGUGCAAAGAGCACCAUUUGGUUCACGGUGGGUGUUCAUAUCCCACUCUGAAUGCGAAGAAGUUCAACACCUCAGCUGGUUUCUUUUGGCGAAGCAACGUGAACGGCGUGAUCGAUCUGGGCCUUCUUCGCCUGCGGCCGUCAAAAUUGACACCGCAACAACCGCCGCCGUCGAAAUUAAUACCGAAACAGCAGCCGUCAAUUGCGCCGCAACAGCCGCCGCCGUUGAAAUUGAUGCAACAGCCUCCGCCGCAGAUGCCGACGCUGUGUUUGACGCAAAAAUCGCAGUCGCAGAACACGCCUACCGGCUCGCGCUCACCGGCAUUCUUUCUCAGCAUCCUGUGCUUGCCAACGUGGGCGGUCGUCUGAUCGACCUAGAGGUAAAGGCUAAAAUUCAAGUCGCGAGGCGGAGAGCAUUCACCCAUGGCCGUGGAUUCAUCAAAAGCCUGUAUGCAGCUGUGGACAAUGGUUUUGUGAAGCUUUCUAAGCUUGAAUACAGACACGAUCGUUUCAAAAUGGGUCGAACAGAUUUGCUUGGAACAAUUGUUCGAGAAAGGAAUCAAGAACCAGAAAUCAAAUCACUGCAGGAAAAGGUUGGCGUUAUUGAAGAGAAGAUUAAUCAAAUUGAUGGGAAGAUGGAUGAUUUUUCAGACAAGUUGGAGGGCGUGAUAAGAAGCUUUGAAGGGGAAAAUAAUGAUAAAUGUUCUGCAUUUUGA
Molecule: messenger RNA, 1233 nt
Organism: Prunus armeniaca (apricot)
Lineage: Eukaryota; Viridiplantae; Streptophyta; Magnoliopsida; Rosales; Rosaceae
Source: the annotation of a GenBank genome assembly